UUGAUGAUUGAAGAAGCUUUUUUUUUUUUUUUUUUUCUCAACCCUUUUUAAGACCUCUUUUUCUAUCUGUAUUCCUCUCUCUUUAUUGACUUCGUUACCUUUUCUUUUUCCAAACAAAUGUUGAAGUUGAAAUUCUCAGCUGAUUCUACACCCAACUUGAGGUUGAGCUGAUUCCUUUGUUUUUGCCCUUUCACAGAAUAUUUGGGGUUUUGCUCAAUUCAGCUAUAGAUUUUUCUAUAAUAGGGUUUAAUUAUUUGUUUCAUCUAGAAUCAUCUACCAAACUAUACGACCCUUCAUCUUCUUGUUUCCUUUUUUUUUUUUUAUGGAAAAUUUUGGUUCCUCUGUUUCAUACCAGAAAUUACUAGAGAAAUCGACUGAUCGUUUUAUCUGCUGAUUAUAAAACCAGGAUACGAGAAAAUUUUAGGAUAUGGGAUGCUUUGUUUCGACGCCGCAAGAUACUGGUGGGAAUAGAAGACGGCCGGGAAACAUUGGCGAUGUGUCUGUAUUUGUUCCUGGAUUACGUAUUCCUAAGCCGGUUGAUUUCUCUCUUGCAUUUGGUGAUAAGUUGUCGAAAACCCUGGUGGAGCGCCUUUCUGCUCUCAGAACCAGAAUAGUUGUUAUGGCAGGGCAAGAAGCUCCCACAAUUACAAGGACAAGAAGGAAAACUGCUACUCAGCAUGGAGGUUCAACCCUUGGAGAUCUUUUGCAAGCUCUCGAAGACUAUUUGCCUGUUCUUUUGGGGCUAGUUAAAGAUGGGAGUCCAUUACAACAUAAAGUGCAGUUUAUUUGGGUCAAUCAAGAGGAUGAUGCAGAGGAAACUGCAAUGUUUAGUGCUUGGUAUGAAGUACUGUCCGUUUUGCACUUGAUGGCAACACUGUCGUUAUCGCAAGCUAACUUGCUGCUUCUUCCUAGAACAUCUCUCGAUGGUUAUUCACCAAAGGUAUCUGAAGAGAGCAGGCGAUCUUCUGUUGAUGUUUUUCUAAAGGCUGCUGGAUAUCUCGAUUGUGCGGUUCGAAACGUUCUUCCCCAGUUGCCUGCUGAACAAAGGAGAAAUCUGCCAGUAGACCUAGCUGAAGGAGUUCUGCGAGCGUUGUGCCUCCAAGCAUUAGGGCAGGCUGUUGAUAUUCAGCUUGGGCUUGCAAUUGACAGUACUAAAGCAACACUGGCUGUCAAAAGAAGGCUUGCAUGCGAGAUGGUAAAAUACUGGCAGCAGGCUCAAGAUAACAUCAUGAACCUUCCGUUAUCAAAUGGUUGGGGAGAAAAGCAUAGGCUUUUCGUGAAGUGGAAAUAUAUUGAAGCCAAGGCUUCAGCAUACUAUUAUCAUGGUCUAAUCCUUGAUGAAGGAAACACAGAAAAAUCUCAUGGAAUGGCUGUAGCUGCCCUGCAAGCAGCAGAUGAAUAUCUAAAAGAAAGUAAGAAGGCGUGCGAAGCUUUCAACGCAGCCAUUCCUCUCUCCAGAAAUCCUCCACUCUGGGGGACGAUGAAGUAUCUCGCCGAGAAAAUUCCAAAGGACACUUCGAGCAAGGUGCGAAUCAACAGGGACUUGUACUCUUAUGAAAAAAUCAUGGAGACAGCCCCAACACUGCCAGACUUUGCAUUGGCUCUCAAACCUGAUGAAUAUCAGCUUCCUCAUGUGGAUGCAUCUUGGGAUGAUGAAACUACAGGCAGGGGACAGAUUAACCUAAACAAGCUCAAAGGGUGACUUAUUUGAUUCAUCAGAUUUCAGAAUCUGGAAAAUCCAGGCUGGUCGAAAGUGCAGGAUGAUGGUAGUCACAUCCCCAUGGUAUCGGACUCUUGCUGUUCACUGAAGGCCCCUCUUUGCUGCACCUCUAGUUGAAUCCGAUCCCUAUUUCUCCAGUAAAUUAAAUCUUUAUUUCUUUUUUUUCCUAUCAGAUGUAUAGUCAACCCUGUGAGUGAGUACUGUACAAGUUGCAUUUGUUUGUAAUCUACAGGAAAAGGAAUGUAUUUCUUUGCCAGGCUACCAAAUAAUUUGUACUGCCUCUUGUCCAGCAACCUGAACCCAGAACAAGCUUUUCUUGAAGUGCUGAUUGUUUGUAAGACGGACAAAUCUCAGGGAAGAAUGUUAUAAGUUCUACAAUUUGUGUCUGAAGCUUAUUUGUAGAAGAACCAAUCUGUAUCUGUAUUUUUCGUUCAGUUUCAGUUACUAAGUGUAUAAAAUGCAACACUAUUCAAAUGUUAGAUUUCUUUGGCAA
This is a messenger RNA of Nicotiana attenuata, 2213 nucleotides long. RefSeq lists its product as uncharacterized. The transcript has 13 exons. The coding region runs from base 428 to 1702 and encodes 424 amino acids. NCBI's taxonomy places the organism in Eukaryota, Viridiplantae, Streptophyta, Magnoliopsida, Solanales, Solanaceae. The record is from RefSeq and is a predicted model, not a curated record.